Molecule: messenger RNA, 1355 nt
Organism: Lotus japonicus
Lineage: Eukaryota; Viridiplantae; Streptophyta; Magnoliopsida; Fabales; Fabaceae
Product: agamous-like MADS-box protein MADS2
Exons: 8
Coding region: 222-956 (244 amino acids)
Biological process (GO): positive regulation of transcription by RNA polymerase II
Cellular component (GO): nucleus
Molecular function (GO): DNA-binding transcription factor activity, RNA polymerase II-specific; RNA polymerase II cis-regulatory region sequence-specific DNA binding; protein dimerization activity
Source: RefSeq, a predicted model, not a curated record
UCCACCACUCCUAGCAUAUACAAAUAGGUUUACCAUGCCUAGCUACUAAAACACACAGUCGACAGCUCAUACCAUGCAUAACCUUACAUAAAGAAGAGGUAGAAGGAAAUUUUGCAGAAAAUAGCUGUACAAUAUUAAGUCUGCAAACUGAUGUUUUUGUUCUGAAAAAGCAAUUAAUGUUUAAUGUUUAUUUGUGAAAAGAUACUAUUAUAAAAGUAGUGAUGGGUAGGGGAAAGGUGGAGCUGAAGAGGAUUGAGAACAAGAUAAACCGCCAAGUGACAUUUGCAAAGAGAAGGAAUGGGUUGCUCAAGAAGGCUUAUGAGCUCUCUAUUCUCUGUGAUGCUGAGGUUGCCCUCAUUAUCUUCUCCAACCGUGGAAAACUCUAUGAGUUCUGCAGCAGCUCCAGCAUGCCCAAGACACUUGAACGGUACCAAAAAUGCAGUUAUGGAGCCUUGGAAGUAAACCACCAAUCUGAAAUGGAGACACAGAGGCGCUACCAAGAGUAUCUGAAGCUGAAAUCAAAAGUUGAGGGACUACAGAGAACACAGAGAAACCUCCUUGGGGAAGAAUUGGAGCACUUGGAUAUUAAGGACCUUGAGCAGCUUGAACGUCAGCUGGACUCUUCUCUGAAGCAAAUCAGGUCUAACAAGACACAACAAAUGCUUGAUCAACUCUCCGAUUUGCAGAGAAAGGAGGAGAUGCUACUCGAAACUAAUAAUAUCCUGAGGAACAAGUUGGAGGAAAUUGAUGUAGCUAUUCAAACAGCAUGGGAAGGUAGAGAGCAAAAUGCUCCCUACAGCUACCCUCCUCAAUCAGAGGGAUACUAUGAGACACCACAUUGCAAUAGUACAUUGAGAAUUGGCUAUGAUCCUUCAGUGGUAAAUAAUGAAGCAGGAGGAGGUGAAGGAACCUCAGCCCAGACUACCAAUCAAUUCAUGCAUGGAUGGGUUACCUGAAUUUCUAACUUAAUUAAUUCAUAAUUCUCAUAAAAUGAUGCAUUUGUAGAGAUCUUGUGGCCAUGAAGAACAGGGCUAUAUAAUAAAUGUGUCAUGCCACUAAAAAAAGAAAACAAAAGCUUUGCUUUAAAUUUCCAAAUAAAACAUCCCAUCCAACUUAACCAUCUGGAUCAAAUUCAGAUGAGGUUCUAUGGUACUUACUAUUUAAUUUGCUUAUUGUCUUUUAUUUGGUUUACUUUUCCUUUGCUUGUGUGUAGAAUAUUCAUUUCAAAGGUGAGUGUUGCAGCAAAUGAAUGCCCAUUUACUAUUUUGUUUAUAAUUGUAAAGUGUAUCUUUAAGCUUGACAUGGUACUUAAAUUGUAAUUAAAGUGCAUCUUUGAUUUGUAGUUUCCAUUUAAA